CUUGUCUUGUCCUGUCGUCCCAUCCCAGCAAAAGCAAAGCCACCGCGAGCUUAUCACUCCCUUGACGACACAGAGCACCAAGGAUCAAUUGAUCCAUCGACGACGACGACGAUGGCAAGGCCGACGCCGCCGACCGCCCGCCUCCUCGCCGCCGGCUUGCUGGCCGCCGCGGCGGUCGCGCUCGGCUGCCUCGCCGGCGGCGCCGGCGCGACGGUGGUGACGACGUGCAGGGCGGCGGCCGACAGCGACGCGCGGGUGGACUACGGCUUCUGCGUGGCGGAGCUGGGCACCCACCGCGAGAGCCCCGACGCCGACACCUGGGGCCUCGCCAAGGUGGCCGCGCUGACGGGCGUCAACAACGCCGACGACACCGUCUACGACGCCAAGGCGCUGCUCGCCAAGCCCGGCGCGGCGGGCGGGCCGACGCGCGCGGCGCUGGAGCGGUGCGCGAAGCUGUACGACUCCAUGGGGUUCGCGUUCGCGGAGGCGGAGGACGAGAUCAACAACCGCCGCUACGCCACCGGGAAGGAGAAGGCGGCGGAGGCGGCGUCCCUCGCGCACCAGUGCGACGACGCGCUCGCCAAGGCCGGCGCCGUCCCCUCGCCGCUGGCAAAGCACAGCUCUUACUCCGUGAAGAUUGCCACCAUCUGCACGGCCAUCACCAACCUCAUCAAGUGAAGGGAACAAACGCAGGUGGCUUUGCUACUUUAAUAGUGUAUAAAUUAAGAAACGUGGUCGAUCGAGUUGACAUCAGACAUCAAAAUGUUGUACGUGUUGGAAAACUUGACAAUAAAAGAAUGUGGCUUUUAUGAGUGCAAGUAACGACUGCUGAAGUUUAAGUGAA
Molecule: messenger RNA, 844 nt
Organism: Panicum virgatum (switchgrass)
Lineage: Eukaryota; Viridiplantae; Streptophyta; Magnoliopsida; Poales; Poaceae
Product: pectinesterase inhibitor 8-like
Exons: 1
Coding region: 112-678 (188 amino acids)
Molecular function (GO): enzyme inhibitor activity
Source: RefSeq, a predicted model, not a curated record